Lagenorhynchus albirostris (white-beaked dolphin) is the source of this 2304-nucleotide messenger RNA. It is a transcript of the gene LRCH2, whose product is annotated as leucine rich repeats and calponin homology domain containing 2. The record is from RefSeq and is a predicted model, not a curated record. The coding region runs from base 1 to 2304 and encodes 767 amino acids. NCBI's taxonomy places the organism in Eukaryota, Metazoa, Chordata, Mammalia, Artiodactyla, Delphinidae. The transcript has 21 exons. Gene Ontology annotation, molecular function: protein binding.
AUGGCGGCGAGUCAGGGAGGUGGUGGUAACAGUGGGGGCGGCGGUUGUGGUGGAGGUGGAAGUAGCGGUGGCUGUGGCGCGGCCGGAGGGGGAGGUGGCGGAGCCGGAGUGGGAGGCGGCGGCGGCGGCGGCGGCGGGACCCUGGUGGUGCCCAUCCCGGUACCGACUCUUUUCGGUCAGCCGUUCCCCAACGGGCCGCAGUGGAACCCGGGGAGCCUACAGCCUCAACACACCGUGAGGAGCCUGGACCGGGCCCUGGAGGAGGCGGGCAACUCCGGCAUCCUGAGCCUCAGUGGUAGGAAACUCCGAGACUUCCCGGGCAGCGGCUACGACCUGACGGACACCACCCAAGCAGAUCUUUCAAGAAAUCGUUUUACAGAAAUUCCUUCUGAUGUCUGGUUAUUUGCACCUCUUGAAACGUUAAAUUUAUAUCAUAAUUGCAUCAAAACCAUUCCUGAAGCCAUUAAAAACCUACAGAUGUUAACAUACCUUAAUAUUAGUCGAAAUCUUUUAUCAACAUUGCCAAAAUACCUAUUUGAUCUUCCCCUUAAAGUUUUGGUCCUCAGUAAUAAUAAACUGGUAUCCAUUCCAGAAGAAAUCGGGAAGUUAAAAGAUUUAAUGGAAUUGGAUAUUAGCUGCAAUGAGAUUCAGGUUCUUCCCCAACAAAUGGGAAAAUUACAAUCACUUAGAGAGCUAAAUAUAAGAAGAAAUAAUCUUCAUGUAUUGCCAGAUGAAUUAGGAGAUCUUCCCUUAGUCAAGCUGGAUUUCUCUUGUAAUAAAGUGACUGAAAUUCCAGUUUGUUACAGGAAGCUGCAUCAUUUACAAGUAAUAAUUUUGGAUAACAAUCCAUUGCAAGUACCACCAGCGCAGAUAUGUUUAAAAGGUAAAGUACACAUAUUUAAAUACUUAAAUAUCCAAGCAUGUUGCAGAAUGGAUAAGAAACCAGAUUCUCUGGAUCUUCCAUCAUUGAGUAAAAGAAUGCCCUCCCAACCUCUCACAGACAGUAUGGAAGAUUUUUAUCCAAAUAAAAAUCAUGGCCCUGACUCUGGAAUUGGAAGUGAUAACGGAGAGAAACGAUUGUCUACAACGGAACCAUCAGAUGACGACACAAUCAGCCUUCAUUCUCAAGUCUCAGAAUCAAAUAGAGAGCAGACAUCAAGAAAUGACAGUCACUCAGUAGGAAGUAAACUUGAUUCUCAGAAAGACCAGGAGGUGUAUGAUUUUACUGACCCCAACACAGAUGAUGUAGCAGUUCCUGAACAGGGAGAUGCACCUAUUGGAUCAUUUGUCACUUUCCUUAAGGGAAAAGAAAAAGGCCCUGAAAAAUCUCAGAAAAAUGAAGAAUUGGGAGAUGAAAAAACACUUGGGAAAGAGCAAUUACUUGCCGAGGAAGAAGAUGAUGGUUUGAAAGAAGUAACGGAUUUGAGGAAAAUAGCUGCUCAGUUAUUGCAGCAAGAGCAGAAGAACAGGAUUCUUAAUCAUUCAACUUCCGUCACAAGAAACAAGCCAAAACAAACUGUGGAAUGUGAAAAGAGUGUCUCAGCAGAUGAAGUUAAUUCACCAUUAUCACCCCUCACAUGGCAGCCCUUAGAAAGUCAAAAGGAUCAAAUAGAUGAACAACAGUGGCCAGAAUCUCAGCCUAUAAUCUGGCAGAGUGAAGAAAGGAGGCGGAGCAAACAGAUUAGAAAAGAAUAUUUCAAGUAUAAAUCAUCAAGGAAGAGUUCAAGUGGCAAUGAAAACGAUGAGCAAGACAGUGAUAAUGCUAAUAUGUCACCACAAUCUCCAGUAUCAUCUGAGGAUUAUGAUAGAACUGAUGCUUUUUCACAUGGUCCCUUUGGCUUGAAGCCUAGAUCAGCUUUUAGCCGCUCAUCUCGUCAGGAAUAUGGGGCAGCAGAUCCAGGUUUUACAAUGAGAAGAAAGAUGGAACAUCUACGGGAAGAACGAGAGCAAAUACGACAACUUCGCAAUAAUCUCGAAUCCAGGUUAAAAGUAAUUUUGCCUGAUGACAUUGGAGCUGCACUGAUGGAUGGGGUUGUUCUUUGCCAUUUAGCCAAUCACAUAAGGCCACGCUCUGUAGCUAGUAUUCAUGUGCCAUCACCAGCAGUGCCUAAACUUAGCAUGGCAAAAUGUCGAAGAAAUGUAGAAAAUUUUCUUGAUGCUUGUAAAAAGCUGGGUGUCUCACAGGAAAGACUCUGUUUGCCUCAUCAUAUUUUGGAAGAAAGAGGUCUUGUGAAAGUUGGUGUCACAGUUCAGGCUCUUCUUGAAUUACCUACAACCAAGGCAUCUCAGCUUUCUACGGCUUGA